AUGUUUCCUGAUAUAAAAAAUAUCUAUCCAUCUAUCUAUCUAUCUAUCUAUCUAUCUAUCUAUCUAUCUAUCUCAGUCUGUAUGUAUCUCUCAAUGCAUCUAUCUGAUCUAUCUAUUUAUCUAUCUUCUCAGUAUGUUCAUAUCUAUCUAUUCUAUCUAUCUAUCUAUCUAUCUAUCUAUCUAUCUAUCUAUCUAUCUAAUGGGGGAUAUGUAUCUCUCAAUGCAUCAAAGUAUUCGCAUCAUCCUCUGGUUUCUGUGUCUAUCUAUCUAUGUUGUCUAUUCAUAUCUAUCUAUCAAAAAAAUCUAUCUAUAAAGGACGAAUCUAUCUCGUCAAAGAAUGUUUUUCCACUUUGUCAUAUCAGUUUUCUUUCUAACAUGUAUCUAUUAUCUAUGUUAGUGAUAUGUAAAAUAUAUAGCACCAUCUAUCUAUCUAUCUAUCUAUCUGAUAUGUAUCUAUCUAUCUAUCUAUCAUAUCAUCUAUCUCUGUCUUUCUGUUAUCUAGAUAUGUAUCUAUUCAUAUGCAUUAAGUCUAUCUAUCAUCUAUCUAUCUUUAUCUAUCUUUCUGUGUAUCUAUCUAUCUAUGUUAGUCUAUUCAUAUCUAUCUAUCUAUCUAUCUAUCUAUCUAUCUAUCUAGCCUCUUUGUUCUCUUGCAAUGAGCGACUCAUUUGGUCACUUGAAGUCAGAAAUGCUUCUUUUGAUCCUCUUCCUUUCUCUCCACCCCCGCCCCGAACCUAUUUGAUUCCUCUCCUGUCGUUCUUUUCCAGACAGCCUUGGAAAAAUGACAAAUAUUUCCUUAUAUGUUUCGGGAUACGUAAAAAUAUAUAUCACCAUCUUAUAUCUAUCUAUCUAUCUAUCUAUCUAUCUAUCUAUCUAUCUAAGUCUGUUCGUAUCUAUCUAUCUAUCUAUCUAUCACACGUUCUGUGCAUUUGA
Acanthosepion pharaonis is the source of this 930-nucleotide messenger RNA. The record is from the annotation of a GenBank genome assembly. Lineage: Eukaryota; Metazoa; Mollusca; Cephalopoda; Sepiida; Sepiidae.